AUGAGCGGACAGUUCAAAGCUUUUGUGUCUGAGGAACAGGUGCAAGAAGAGCGGCAGAAGAGGCAAGAAGAAUGGGAUAGAGUAAGAAAACCAGAUGACCCGAUAGAAUGCCCAGAAGCAGAGACCAGAUCUCUGUUUGAACAGCUGCAGGCUAACAAGGAGUAUCAAGAAAGAGAGCUCGAGGAAGAAACCAAACUCCGGAGCAGUGUAAAAGGUCUUGAUGAGGACGAAGUCAAGUUCCUUGAUUUUGUGUCUCAGCGACAGAUACAGAUUGAGAAGGAUCGUAACAGGGAGGAAAAAGCAAUGCUGGAAGAGUUGAAAAUAUCCUUGUUUAGACAGUCAAUUAUUAUCACAACUUUUUUUUUGCUGAAAGUGCAGGACAAAGCCAAGGAGAAGUUAACGUCUGCAGAUGGAGCAGCAGCACUACCAGCCCAGGCUGGAUCUGCCACAACCAGGAGUUCACAGAAACAGUUACUGUCAGGGGCCAUCAAGAGAAGGAGCUCUGAUAAUAAAUGCGAGACUGAAGAGAAGUACGAACCUCCAGAUGCCAAACUGAUGGCUGGGAUCCCCAGAAACACACGGACCCCAAUGGUGGUAGCAGGGAUACUUCCAGGCAUUGCUGACUAUGCAGACAGUGACAGCAGCACAGAAAAUGAAAGCAAUUCUAGUGACUCCGAAGAGGACCACAUGAUCAUGCCAAGUGUCUGCACACAAAGGCUGAUUCAGGACAUGAUGAAGAAGUUGAAGGAAGAAGGAUGUGGAUAG
Candidula unifasciata is the source of this 765-nucleotide messenger RNA. The record is from the annotation of a GenBank genome assembly. NCBI's taxonomy places the organism in Eukaryota, Metazoa, Mollusca, Gastropoda, Stylommatophora, Geomitridae.